This is a messenger RNA of Paramecium tetraurelia, 1170 nucleotides long. RefSeq lists its product as uncharacterized. NCBI's taxonomy places the organism in Eukaryota, Ciliophora, Oligohymenophorea, Peniculida, Parameciidae. The record is from RefSeq and is a predicted model, not a curated record. The transcript has 2 exons. Gene Ontology annotation, cellular component: dynactin complex.
AUGUUUUAAUUCAAAAAGAUAGCCAAAUUACCCCUAAUUCUAAUUCAAUGUGAAUGUGGAAGGGAGUUUCUAUAAGAGGAAAUGUAUUGUUGUCUAUCAUGCCAAAACAGUAUGUGUAGAUAUUGUACAUCAAAUGAAAUAUUUUGCUAUUAUUGUAGAAAUUGUGGAGAUGUUCAAAUUACAAGCGAAACAUCCAAUCUGACUGUUAAUUGUAGUUCUUGUUUUGAAUGUCCUGUUUGCAAAAAUGUAUUGCGUAGACAAAUAGACACUGAGAAGAAUUAUGGAUUCACUUGUUCAUAUUGUUUUUAUACAACCAGAACAAUUGGAGUCACUGAUCCUAAUUUUCAAUAGGUUUACACAAAAAUUAAUAAUGCUUAUAAACAAGAAUAUGAAGCUGAGUAUAAGGACUUCUAAGAUCAAUAUAAUCGUAUUAAAAGUAUAGAGAAUAAUAAUUUCCUAAUCAAGAAACAAUAAAAAAAUAAACAUGUCUUAAAAUCAUUAACAUAAUCAUGGACAAAAAGUGAAGCUUUAAUUCACUAUAGUAAUGCAGACAUAGAUAAGAUGACUAAAGAAAAAAACCUAAAGGUUGUUCUAUAAAGGUAUAACUUAGACUUAAAUAACAAAUAAGUCGAAUUGUAAGACUUUAAUCCAUCAUAAUAAUCUUCAACUUUAUUGCCGAUACCUUUAGGAUUGUUAAGCAGAAAAAAUAGAAAAUGCAGAAAAUGUUAAAAAUUAAUUUUUACAUUACAGCCAGAAAAAAACUCAAAAAAGUUUGCUUAUAGUGUUUAAAACUUACACUAUGAUCAUGCCCCUUAUUUGUAAGUGGGUAAAGUAUCUUAUGUGAACAAGGAGAAAACAGAAUUGUCAGUAGUGAUUUAAAUGUUUAAUAAAACUAAAAAUGCCAUGGAAUACUCCUUUUAACCUCUUGAUUAGUAGAUAUUGGAAUAAUAUAAAUUAUUAACAGUGAAGAAUCUACCCUCACCCAACUUUACAUUCAAUAAUGACAACAUAGAAAGCGAUGUUUAACAAUAUUAAAAGUUUGAAGCCAUUUUAAUUAUUAAGGAUGCCACAAAAAUACAGUUUGCAUUUUCUGUCUCAGCUAAAAUCAAAAUGCCCAUGGAUUAACAAUAAUUGAAUUACAACGUUAAUGUAUAUAUUGGAACAUUAUGA